This is a messenger RNA of Orbicella faveolata, 1587 nucleotides long. RefSeq lists its product as uncharacterized. The record is from RefSeq and is a predicted model, not a curated record. Lineage: Eukaryota; Metazoa; Cnidaria; Anthozoa; Scleractinia; Merulinidae. Gene Ontology annotation, molecular function: transmembrane receptor protein tyrosine kinase activity; ATP binding; protein binding. Gene Ontology annotation, cellular component: signaling receptor complex; plasma membrane. Gene Ontology annotation, biological process: cell surface receptor protein tyrosine kinase signaling pathway; protein phosphorylation; positive regulation of kinase activity.
AUGGUAAACACGUCAAUGUUUCUUCAAGUCCCGCAACUAAAUAACAUUACGGUUGGUCACGUGGCUGAAUUUAACUGGGGAUAUCGUCUUAGUGAUCAAGACAGAAACUUAGUCAAAGCGGUGCAGUUUAGUUGUCCAACUUACAAGCAUCACAAGCAUAGGAUCCUGUGGAGGAAUGACAGCAACGGAAUUCAGUCCACUGAUCAAGAAUAUGCUAAUCGUCUGCUAGUGUCACACGAAACCAAAGUCGGCAAAACACAAAAUUACCAUCACACGAAACAUUGCAGUUUUAAACUGUGUAACGUCACUCUUCAAGAUGAGAGAUAUUACGAAAUUAAAAUUGAGGUGGGAAACACAAGGAAACAUUUAAAAAGUCAAGUGUUUCUUACAGUUAAUGAGUAUCCACGAAUUGUGAGUUUCCCUCGAGUGAGAAGCCCCUAUAACGUGGGAGAACAACUCAAUCUUGUGUGUAUAGCUAAAGGAAAACCAGCUCCAAAGAUAAACUGGAUCAGAAAUGGACGAAUAAUACCAGAUAAAACUGAGCGUCUUUAUCAUGUUAAGGAAGUGUCAGUGUCGGAUGCGGGGGUUUACUCAUGUCGUGCAUCUAAUCAGCUUGGUAGUGUUACCAGCCCAGGGGUUCAUGUACAUGUACAAUAUGCCCCCACGAUUAUUUUUCCGUCGGAGACUCGGACUGUGUUGUCAUGGAAAGGAAAUCCAACCAGACUGGAAUGUGUCGCUGUAGGAUACCCUGCUGCAGCGUAUUCAUGGGAUCGAGCUGGAAGCAACCAACUGAUCAAGGACGAAGAGUUUGGCAACGCCAGUGUGUUGACGAUUACUCCGUCAGCAGAUUCCGAUUUUACAAACUAUACUUGCAUCGCCAAAAACUUAAUUGGCCAUGACAGCGCAAUGUUUUUGCUAAAGCCUAUUAGUCCACCAAGCCCUCCAAUCAUCACAAAUAUCGACGUCAAUUACAAUGCCAUCAAAUUGACGUGGGAAAUUCCGCCCUCUAAGCAAGGUACUCCAAUCACAGGACACGUCCUUCAAAUACAGAAUAAACAAGCCCAGUUCAAAAAGUGGGAAGAUUUCAAAUUUAGCGCGAAGAGCAAUUAUUUUAUAUUGAGAGAUCUGAAAAAGGGAACUCAUUAUGGUGUGCGUUUGUACGCCACUAAUGUGGCUGGAAACAGCAACGUGUCAGAGGAAAAGCAAGUGAAAACGCCCAUAGAAGGUCGUCCAGCUAUUCCACAGCUCCAUUUCACUGACGUCAGAAUCAAUCACACACGUUUCUUGGUCACGUGGGAUUAUCCUGAUGAUAAUGGUGGAGCGGAAGUGAUCAUGUUUACUGUGUGGUACCGAGCAGUAAGACCGACCAACAGCACCAUGGCGGGCAAAUGGGCAGCAAUAAAUGUCACAUACAACAGAUGCUUACUCAAGCUUAACUGCUGUUUAACUUACGAGCUUAUGGUGACAGCCUGGAACAGAAAUGGUCCAAGUUUUACUGAUCCUGAUAACGCAGCCAGAAUCACAGUUAUAGGAGGUAUUCAUGUGUACCAUUCACAUAGUUAUCGUCGUGUUAUUUGGAGUACUUAA